Molecule: messenger RNA, 720 nt
Organism: Closterium sp. Naga37s-1
Lineage: Eukaryota; Viridiplantae; Streptophyta; Zygnematophyceae; Desmidiales; Closteriaceae
Source: the annotation of a GenBank genome assembly
UUCCCUCUCUACCAACCAGCUCACCAACUCCAUCCCCUCUAACAUUGGCUUGCUGACAAAGCUGGUAACCUUGGGCCUUCAGAAUAACCAGCUCACGGGCUCAAUCCCUGCAGAAAUUGGUUCACUACGUCGUCUAACAUACCUGUCCCUUAAUUAUAAUCAGCUGACGGGUUCCAUCCCUGUGGAGAUUGGAUCAAUAUCAUCUCUUUCAUUUCUCUCUCUCGACAGCAACAUGUUGUCAGGAUCUGUGCCCUCCUGGAUCACAAAGCUCACUGCUCUUACUUACCUCUCUCUCGAGGCCAACAUGUUGUCAGGAUCUGUGCCUUCCUCGAUCACAAAGCUCACUACUCUUACUUUCCUUUCCCUCUCUACCAACCAGCUCACCAACUCCAUCCCCUCUAACAUUGGCUUGCUGACAAAGCUGGUAACCUUGGCCCUUCAGAAUAACCAGCUCACGGGUUCAAUCCCUGCAGAAAUUGGUUCACUACGUUGUCUAACAUACCUGUCCCUUCAUUUCAAUCAGCUGACGGGUUCCAUCCCUGCGGAAAUUGGAUCAGUAUCAUCUCUCUCAUAUCUCGCUCUCGACGGCAACAUGUUGUCAGGAUCUGUGCCCUCCUCAAUCACAAAGCUCACUGCUCUUACUCUCCUGUUCGUUAAGUUUAAUCAGCUGACGGGUUCCAUCCCUGCGGAAAUUGGAUCAGUACCAUCUCUCCCAACGCU